Molecule: messenger RNA, 360 nt
Organism: Haemonchus placei
Lineage: Eukaryota; Metazoa; Nematoda; Chromadorea; Rhabditida; Trichostrongylidae
Source: the annotation of a GenBank genome assembly
UAACAUGCCUCAGAUAUCCGUUUUUCGGCGUCGUAUAAACUUUUCUUGUAAUGUCCACGUUCUAUAGGGUGGCCCCGUGAGAACUCAAACAACGAUAUAGCUCGCUCAGCUGACCAGCCCAUUCGAUCGAUGAGAUAUCGGCAUAUCAAAUAGCCAGUGCGAUUCAGACCGUGCGUGCAAUGCACACCAAUCAAUUUCUCGCCGUUACUAGUGUCGCUGAUGUACUCGUCAACGACGUUUAAAAAUUUCUUGACGAUAUCUUCACGGUUACUAACUUCGUGUCCCGGGCAGUUCAUUUUUCUAGAAAUUGGAAAGAAAUGUCGAUUACUCACUCAUAUAGCAGCAGUACAACUUAUAUAA